GGCUUAAGUUAGUAACAGGAAUUUACCAUGUUUUCCUUCUCAUUGUCUAUUCCAAGAAAAAUUGUCCCCGUCUUCCCUCUGAAGUCACCAUCUGGUGAUUUAGGUGGUAAAUGAAAAUGGAUUUAUAACCACUGAAGCCUGCCUCAUAUUUUAUUUCUAAUUCUGAGACGAGGAGACAAGAUUAACAUUAUCUGUAGCUGUGGUGCUUGCAAGGGCAGUAUUAUUCCGAGACGUUGGCUGCUCAUGACAAACUGAUGUUUCAGUUGUGUGUAGAGCAUUAAACUACACAGGGAGCGCCUCAUACUCUGUAUUGUAUUUGAUUGGAGCUUCUUGAGUGCUUUGGCAAAUCCUUCCUAAUUUUAAACUUCUAACUUUCCUAAUUCUUUCCAAGUUCUAAACUUUUGGAAUUUCCAUUCCUUUCCUAUAAUUUUCCUUAUCACUUCAGGGCCACUUAAGAUGAUGUGGGCCAGCUCCUUAUAGACAAAAAGCUUUUGCUUUUCUGACUGGAGUUCACAAGGGCAUUUUGGAAACACAGGGAUUAGAGUUGUGUGGUUCAAAAUAGACGUUUGGUGACAACAGCAAACUGGGUUUUGUGUAUAUCUGGCGGAUUAGCCCUCUUCUCCAACCACCUCCCUGCAUUUAAGAAUAACAGAAAAAUGCCGGACUCAGGGAAACACUGAUCAAUCUGAGAGGAGCCGCCUAUCACGAGGGCCCAGCACCAUGUGACCUGCCCAGCACCACGUGGCCUGCUGCUCAUCGCUGCAGGCCUUAGUCAGAGGCAAAGGGUUCCUGAUUGGUGGGUUUCCUGCAGCAGCAGGUUUUAGCCUGAACUGUAGCAGGCCUUUGCAACUUCCACGUUUUUUGAGAAGCCUGACAGAGAUAGAAUGUCCAAGGACGAUUCCUUGAACAAUGCUUCUGGAGACCAUGGGGACACUGCUAGUCUUGGUGCCAUUAACCCUGCCUACAGUAACUCCUCUCUUACCCAGUCCACUGGGCACUCAGAGGAGCCCUUCACCACCUACUUUGAUGAGAAGAUUGCCAUUCCUGAGGUUGAGUAUUCGUGUUUUAGCUUUCGGAAACUCUGGGCUUUCACGGGACCAGGCUUUCUUAUGAGCAUUGCCUACCUGGAUCCAGGAAACAUUGAAUCUGACUUGCAGUCUGGAGCAGUGGCUGGAUUUAAGUUGCUUUGGGUCCUUCUUUUGGCCACCAUUGUGGGGCUCCUGCUCCAGCGCCUUGCAGCUAGACUAGGAGUGGUCACUGGGUUGCAUCUUGCUGAAGUGUGUCACCGGCAGUAUCCUAAGGUUCCUCGUAUUAUCCUGUGGCUGAUGGUGGAGUUGGCUAUCAUUGGCUCAGAUAUGCAAGAAGUCAUUGGCUCAGCCAUUGCCAUCAAUCUCCUGUCUGUGGGAAGAGUUCCUCUGUGGGGUGGAGUUCUCAUCACCAUUGCAGAUACUUUUGUAUUUCUCUUUUUGGACAAAUAUGGCUUGCGGAAGCUAGAAGCGUUUUUUGGCUUUCUCAUCACUAUUAUGGCCCUCACAUUUGGAUAUGAGUAUGUUACAGUGAAACCCAGCCAGAGCCAGGUACUCAAGGGCAUGUUCGUGCCAACCUGUUCAGGCUGUGACACCCAACAGAUCGAACAGGCUGUGGGCAUCGUGGGAGCUGUCAUCAUGCCACACAACAUGUACCUGCAUUCUGCCUUAGUCAAGUCCAGACAAAUAAACCGGGCCAAUAAGCGAGAAGUUCAAGAAGCCAAUAAGUACUUUUUCAUUGAAUCCUGCAUUGCUCUCUUUGUUUCCUUCAUCAUCAAUGUCUUUGUCGUCUCAGUCUUUGCUGAAGCAUUUUUUGGGAAAACCAACGAGCAGGUGGUUCAAGUCUGUAAAAACACUAGCAUUGCCUGGACUGGCCUCUUCCCUGACAAUAAUUCAACGCUGACUGUGGAUAUUUACAAAGGGGGUAUUGUGCUGGGAUGUUACUUUGGGCCUGCUGCACUCUACAUCUGGGCAGUGGGAAUCCUGGCUGCAGGACAGAGCUCCACCAUGACAGGAACCUAUUCUGGCCAGUUUGUCAUGGAGGGAUUCCUGAACCUAAGAUGGUCACGCUUUGCCCGAGUGAUUCUUACCCGCUCUAUUGCCAUCGUCCCCACUUUGCUUGUCGCUAUCUUCCAAGAUGUACAGCAUCUGACGGGAAUGAAUGACUUCCUGAAUGUGCUGCAGAGCUUACAGCUUCCCUUUGCUCUCAUACCCAUCCUCACACUUACGAGUUUGCGUCCGGUAAUGAGUGACUUUGCCAAUGGAAUAGGCUGGAGGAUUGCAGGCGGAAUCUUGGUCGUUACCGUCUGUUCCAUCAACAUGUACUUUGUAGUUGUUUAUGUCCAGGAACUAGGGCAUGUGGCGUUGUAUGUGGUGGCUGCUGUGGUCUGCGUGGCUUAUCUGAGCUUUGUGUUCUACUUGGGUUGGCAAUGUUUGAUUGCACUGGGCAUGUCCUUCCUGGACUGUGGGCACACGGUAAGCAUCUCUAAAGUCCUGAUGACCGAAGAAACCACCAAGAGCUAUACUGAGUAAACACUGACUGGAUCAGUUUGUCUGUUCUCCGCAGGUAGCCAUCAGAGCCAGUGUGUUUCUAUGGUUUACUGUGUGAAUAUAGCCAAAAGCAUAUGCUGUUGCAUAGAGACCACUUAGGACUCAACUGUUUGUUAGGAAAGACUUUGUUUCAUACAUAUUUGAAAGAUGAAACUUACUUUCUUCCUCUCCUACUAACCUAGGAACUGGAUUAGGUAGGAUCUUUGAAAAGCUGACAUUUGCUGCUCUCACUCCAACACUGAACUCUUACUUAGCUGCUCAAGGGCCAGCUUGUUUGAUCCUUUUGGGAGAUAAUCCUCCAUGCUUCUUAACCAGGCUGUAUAUUAAAAAACAUCAUAUUUGGGAAAUGCAGUAAAUUUUUCACAAUAUAAACUACAGUAUGGGUGUGCAAAUUUAAUCAUAUAAUGAUGGACUUUAAAAAGCUGAGAAAUACUUUUUUUUUGCAUACCCUUUUACUUAUGUUAAUUAUAAAAUAUAAAAACUCAGCUACAGUAGUUUUAUCCAUAUUAAGUAUAAAAUGAAGAGAUCUCUACCUCUGUCAGGCUCAGGAUUGUUUUAAUUUUGUCCCACUUUAAAUUUCUCAGUGGAAGUUGACAGAGGUGAGAAAGCAUAAAGAAGGUGGAAAAUCGAUAAAUAGCAAAACUCAUCUGUAGGUGGUGGUUACUACUUACCUUCUGAGGAUUUUCCUCAGUGAGUGUGAAAUCUUAAAAGGAUUUUCUUGGGAGUCCUGAGUUUAAUAACCUUCAUGUUAGUAUAGGGCUUUCCUGAUGAUAUUUCCUCUCAGGCACAUAAUUGUAAAACCUUCAUCGUCCUCCUUCAGGAGGGGGGUGAUAGAAGAAGAUGGUAGGAUUCAUAAACUGGAGUUCUCAUGAGACUUUGGGUACAUGGAAAGGGUGGGGAGAAAAGACUCAGACGGAGAAGAAGAGCCGUCUUGUUUAUUCCUAAAGGCCACCUCUCAGCAGAAUCAUGUUUUUGUCUGAAGCAUCAUCCUGCUUCUUGUCCAAGAUGACUUGCAAGGCAGUCUCAGAGCUAUGGACCUAAACAUUGCAAAGCUCGCUCUCAACAAGGUUGAACUGGCCUACCUCCCUUCACCUAUUCCCUUAUAGGGAAAAACUUUGAGACCAGAUGGUGGAGCUCUGGAGUCAGAGGAAAUGUGUUUUCAGCAUGAAGCUACAACUCUUAUUUCAGCCACUUCUGACAUUUUUACAUGUGGAGCCUGAAACUACGUGAUUAUCUCAAGUCAAAUCACGUUUGUCCGGUGGAGAUAA
Trichechus manatus latirostris (Florida manatee) is the source of this 3844-nucleotide messenger RNA. It is a transcript of the gene SLC11A2, whose product is annotated as solute carrier family 11 member 2. Bases 885 to 2558 code for a protein of 557 amino acids. Gene Ontology annotation, biological process: response to hypoxia; iron import into cell; multicellular organismal-level iron ion homeostasis. Lineage: Eukaryota; Metazoa; Chordata; Mammalia; Sirenia; Trichechidae. The record is from RefSeq and is a predicted model, not a curated record. Gene Ontology annotation, molecular function: cobalt ion transmembrane transporter activity; ferrous iron transmembrane transporter activity; lead ion transmembrane transporter activity. Gene Ontology annotation, cellular component: plasma membrane; recycling endosome; late endosome membrane. The transcript is spliced from 15 exons.